CCAUCAAUCCCUGGCCCAGGCCCCAGCUCCCUCAGGCCACACAGCCUAGGAUCAGCAUGGCUGCCCGCCUGUGGAUAGUUGCCCUGGCCUUGGCUGUUCUCUUCCUUGUGGACAGGGAGGUGUCCGUGUCGGCAGACAAGUUGGUUUUCUGGAGAAUGCCCAUCUGUGAACACAUGGUAGAGUCUCCAGUCUGCCCCCAGACAUAUGACCCGGUCUGUGGCACUGAUGGGGUCACGUAUGAGAGUGAAUGCAAGCUCUGCUUGGCUCGGAUAAAAAACAGACAGGACAUCCAGAUCCUGAAGGAUGGGAAAUGCUGACCCCUCCAGAGCCUCUUAAGCCGUGAAGCUUCAGGCUAGAGAACCGUGGUGGGCGCGCAGGAUGAGACAUGAAAUAAAGAUUCAGUUCAACCCA
Messenger RNA from Capra hircus (goat), 411 nucleotides. RefSeq names its product serine peptidase inhibitor, Kazal type 4 (gene SPINK4). Bases 57 to 317 code for a protein of 86 amino acids. NCBI's taxonomy places the organism in Eukaryota, Metazoa, Chordata, Mammalia, Artiodactyla, Bovidae. Gene Ontology annotation, molecular function: serine-type endopeptidase inhibitor activity; protein binding. The record is from RefSeq and is a predicted model, not a curated record. The transcript is spliced from 4 exons.